AUGGUGCUUGGGAAGUACAUAUUGUACUUCUUUUUAUUUACUUGUUUCUUAGAUCAAACAAUACAGUUGGAAGAUGCUAACAUUAUUAAUGCAAACAUUUAUAAUAAUAGUCAACUACACUCAAGGCCAGAAAAUGAAUAUGAUAGAGUAAAAGAUGAAGAAUGGAUAUCACUUUCCGCAGAAAGAAGAUGUCAACUAAUAAUUGAUAAGUUAGAGCAUGACACUUUAGUGACUAGUGAAUAUGCUCGUUUAAAUUUAAUAAUUUAUUCACUACUCAGACCUAUUCCAGUCGAAGAUAAUGGGAUUUGCCUCAAACGCCUGAUAAUAUGGCAUUAUGAGAAGGUUGAACUAAUUAAAAGUAAUCCAAAAAUUAAAAAUUAUGAAGAUAUUUUACCUGUUAGGCUAUUACUUCUCGGAAUGUCCCCAAACCAACAUCCUAGAGAGUCAAGAAAUUUAGCAGAAAUACCUAAUUUUUUAAAUAUUGCCUGUAAACACCUAUUAUCACAAAAACCAAGGGUUAGAUGGCCACUUAAUGCUGCCAGAAAUCAUCCUUAUAUAGCUGAGGUAUUUGGUUUUCAAAAAUUAUGGAUAUAUUCUACAACAGAAGUUCUAUCUGCAUGUGCCCAACAUAUUUUUCAGACUUCUAAUGGAUAUAUUAUUAGCAUACUUGUUUCAGCAGAACAACUAGUUGAUGAGACUACAUUUUAUGACUUAAAGAAUGCUUGGAAGGAUCGUAUUAAAGGCUCAAUAGAGCAAGUUAGAAUCAAUAUGGAUAUGGAAGAAAAUAAAGAAGUUAAAAAUAAAAUUCUAAGGACUAAUGUGACUAAACAUGAUCCACAAGAAAAGGAUAUACCAAAGGAAGUAAGAUGUUAUGGAAAACUAGAAAUUGAAGAGGUUCCAAUGAAGAGACCAACAGAAAUUAGAUUCUCACCUUCAAAACUCCCAGUUCCUGAAUUGCCAACUUCUGUGUCUUCGGAAAUUUGCUCUGAGGUCCAAACAAAAGAGAUACCAGGGAUGUCAAAAUAUAAUUUAUUUCCUGGGUUCUCAUCACCAGAAACAUUUUCUUCAAUUAUUGUACCUUCAGAAUAUCCCUAUGAAAAUCCCCACCUGACUCCAAUACAUCCAGAUGAUAGGGGAAACGUUAAUUUUAAAAUCUAUCGUAAUUUUUGGAAAACUCCAUAUUUAACAGAAACAGAAAAACAUUUAGGGAAAAAUACCUUGGACAAAUAUAUAAUUAAAAAAGCAGGAAUUUCAUGGCCUAAUAUAAAGGAGGAUGCAUUAAAGUGGGAGAGUAAUAUAUUGAGUAGACAAAUCCCACCAAGGAUAGAAGUUUACGAGGUACCUAAGAUGAUGGAGCAAAGAAAAUUAGUUUAUCCAUAUGAAAUCGAUGAAACCGGAAUAUUAUCAUAUUACAACUAUGUAUCUGAUCAGGACAUUGAUAAUACAUACAAGUAUGAUAAAUAUGAUAAAUAUGCAUAUUAUGAUGAUGAGGAAUUAAAGAAACAAAAAAGUAAAGAAUACAGUGACUCAUCAUCUUAUUUAUUAAAGGAACCUUUAGUCAUUACCGAAGCUCAGUCUACACAGAAUAUACCAACAUUGAAGUAUGAGGGACUAGUGGGUAAGAGGUUUAUUAAUUUAUUAUUGACUACAAAAAGGGAUGUCAAUGCAAAAAAUAAUGUAUUGGAUGAAGAUGAUGAAACUGUAUACUUAGAAAUGAAGUUUCGUGAAGCAGCGAGACGUGCAAUGAUCAAUUGGUUUUAUGAUCAAAAACCUGAAGGUUAUAGGAUAAAUGGAAAAGAUCGUGUAGUUUUAAAACGUAUAUUUCAAUGUAUUGAUAGGAUAGAUCCUGUAGAGCAUGAAGAGUUGCUGAUUCUCGGAGAUAAUGAAAUAGUAAGAGCUGUUUUAGAGAAAUACAAUAGAAUUAUUAAUAGAAGAGAACCUAAAGAGAUGGAAAAAAUUUUAGUUGCAUCAAGUAAAAAACGCCCUUAUAAAAUCAAUAUUUUGAAAUCUCAUAAUAGAAAUAAGCAUGAAACUCAUAAAGAUACAGAGGAGUUUCCAUCUCAAGUUUUGGAAGAAGAAAUUAUCACUUUUGUACCAUCUGGUAAAAAAUCUCAUUUAGCAAAAGAUAAAUAUAAUUUUUCAAAUUUAUUAAAAGAGGAACGAUUGAAGAGAUUUCAUAAAUUAUUAAGGAAAACUAUUGAGUCGAGAUUAAAAAGGAUUGAAAGUAAAAAUAAUAAAAAGAUUGUAAAUAAUGAAACUGAAAGGCUUAAAAAACUUUUAGAUGAUGAAAGAAAAUAUAGAGAAAAGUUGGAAAGUGAGUAUAAGAAUAAUUUAGAGGAACAUGCCAAAAUUAUGGAUAUUUUAAAGAAUAAUCAAGAAAAAAUCCGCAAUAAGAUGAAGGAUGAAAAUGAAAAAGAAAAGGCAAGAUUAAGGGGUGAAAUGAACCAAUCAAUGGAACAAAUGGAAGUAGCUUUGAAUGUAGCUUCAUCUGCUAUUGGAGAUUUAGAAAAACAAAAUGAAUUUCUGAAUAACAAAUUAAAAAAUCUUGAUGAAGAAAAUAAAAUGAUCAGAAUGAUGAUAAAUAUGAGAGAUAAUUAUAUGAAAGAAUUAGAGAAAAAUCAUUUUGAGGCAGAGACAAAGCAGCAGAAACAAUUAAAUGAGAUGAAAAGUAUCUAUGAAAAACAGCUUAAAGACUUAAAAAGCAAUAUUGAAAAUAACGAUCCAAUAACUGGAUUCAAAAAUAUGGUGGAAAAUUUGGAAAUAGAAGCUCAAACUCAGUUAAAUAGAAUAGAUGAUACUCAAGUGAGCGAGAACAAGAUUAAAGAAGCAAUUAAUCACAGAAUAAGGGAGAGAGAAAAACAACUAGAGUUAGCUUAUCAAAGACAGAAACGUAGAGAUGUGGAAUAUUUAGGUUAUAUACUGCAGUUACUUGAGCAAAAAGGUACCAUGAAUGCUGAGAAAGUUGCAAAUGAACUUAAAGAUAGAAUAAUGCAACUUGAGGAUAAACAAGAAGAGCUUCAGAAUACAAGAGAAGAGUUAGAGAUUGUAAAUAACGACUUAAUACAAAAAGUUGAGCAGCAACAUGAGAAGAUAAAGGAAUUAAUGAAGCAAGUUGAGGAUAUGAAAAUUCAACGUAAUACUGCUCAUGAAGAACUUAAACUAGCUAAAAUAAAAUUAAAUGAUGUAGAAGAUGUAGAAAAAAUUUUGAAAAGGAAGAUGGAAAAUAUAGAGAGUAGUGGUGCUCCUUCAGAUGAAAUUUUAGAAUAUUUGAAGAAAGCAUUAAGUGUAGCUGAGAAGGAAAAGGAGACAGCAAAGAAAGAUGUCGAGAAUGCAAGGAUCGGAUAUGAUCAGAGCGAGGUGGGAAUGCAAACUGCAAUUAAGGAUCUGGAGAACGCAAGAGAUAUUUAUGAGAAGAAUAAGACUUUUGAAAAACAAUUGAAUGAAGAACGAGAGGAGAAGCUAAAGGAGAGGAAAGAGAGACUACAGAGAGCUAAGGAGGCAGGUGUUUCACAAGCUAGCUCCGAUCUUUUAAAAUGCGACAUAACUCCACUAUUAGAUCACGAACUGGAAGAGUUAAAUAGACUAAGGCAGCUUGGAUUAGAAGAACUUUCUGAUACAGAUAGAAUUAAUCUGAUAUCCUUAGGUCAGAGACAGCUAGCAACUAGAGAGGUCUCAUUUGAGGCAUCACUUGCAUCAAUAAAUAGUAAAGUUGCUAAAGAACUCGAUGAAAAGGAGAUUCAAAGUGUUUCGACAUUGUGGGAAGAUGCAGCAGGAGCAUCAAUAAGUAGUAUAGAGCUCGAAAAUUCAAAGUCUGAUAUAGUACUAAAGAAAUUAGAAGAACAAGACAGAUCAAUUAAAGCUAUGAAGGAUAUUUUAUUAGAAACUCAAGGUACUAUUGAAGAACUUAACAAACAAUUAAUAUUACAUAGGGAGCUGUCGAAUUCAGAAAAGGAACCAAUUCAAAUAUAUAACGAAAAAAAGGGGGUUGAUGUAUUUGAAGAGUCAAUGAUUCCAGAAAAUACACCUUAUCCUAUCCAUACUCAAAAGAUAAGUUAUAUGGAUUCUAUAGCUCCUAAAGAACAAACUCCAUUAGUAGAACCUGAUACUAUAAAGAGUGAAAUGGCCUUAGGAAGUGAAAUUUCAGAGAAAGAACACACAGGUGAAUUAAGCGAUCAAGGAAAAUCUUAUGAAAGUACAUCAGAACUUUCACAGUCACAACAGGAUUUUUCUGAAAACUCAAGGCUUUUAAUGAAAGAACUUCUUGAGAAGACAAAAAAAGCGAAGGAAGAUAGUCCAUUAUCUGUGCUAAAUCGUAGAGAAAGUUCAUAUACUCCAGUAGUAAAACACUCUAUAAGUGUACCUAAUAUUAAUCCUAAAGAAACGUUAGUAGCCAAUACAAUAUAUGAAGAUACAAUAAAUAAUCAUCAACAGAAAGAAGGACCUGUAGAAAGAAAUGUAUAUAUACUGCAUGAUAUUCAAGUUCCAAGACCACCCUCUAGCUCAAUAAAGUGUGAAGGGAUUGUGAAAUCGUUUCAGCGUUCCUUAAAACAAUUUCUUGAUAAUUUUCAAUCAAAUGGCAAAAAAUUUGAAGUUUUAUCUAGAACUGUGCUUCCAGGACUCCAAUAUGAUGAAUGCUAUAAUUCCACAAUCUCAAUAUUUGAGACUUAUGAGGAAAAGUUAAGCAAGAAAGGUGCACACACAAGGGUAGUCGUACUACUGACAGAUUUUUUAGAUUCAGGAGUAGUCAGCUUAGGUGACUUUCGUGGUGCUGGCUAUAUCCAAAGCAAAAUACCUUAUAUUGUACAAAAUAUGCUAGGAGUUCUAAAGUAUAACUCUGGAAGUACUAGUAUGGUUGAAAAAAUUAUUAAUAACUUUCCUUCAGAAUGGAUACAUGAACAUAUUAAAACAUGCAAGGAACUACUUUCAGGAAAGAGCAUAUUAUCUAUUUCAAAAUCUGGUUUAUCUCCAACAUCUACAACCGGAAGAUCUGAUUCAAUAUCAAUACCCUUACAAGAAGCACUUCUUGAGCUUACAGAUAUCCCACCCAUAAUACUUGCAAAUUUGGAGGUUGCACCAAGACCAGAUCGUGAACCAUGUGUAAGAACAAUGAGGAGAAUGAAGCAGAGAUUAGGAGAAGUGAAGGGACUAUUAAAUAGUCAGAGUGAGUUGAAACUGAAACAUAAACUGAAAUUUCAGGAUCCUCAAACAAAAUUGUUUAUAUUUACUUUGGAAGAUACAAUACCUUAUGAAAUAUCAGAAGUAACCCAAAAUAUAGUACCUUAUUGUGAAAAGUACAUAGAAGAAUUAUUUAUAAAAAUGAGUAACAUGAGGUGGAUUGCAAUACCAAAAUCGAAUCCAUUGGUGAGAAUCAUGGUUAUUCCGACAACAAAUAAUCCAGCACUUCAAAAUGACAAUAUAGAUGUAACUCUUUGGAAAAAAAAAGCUUUAAAAUUAGCCUUUGCACAUAAAGAUAUAUUGGAUAAUUGGACAGGUACUACUUUAACGAAACAUUUGACUGCAGAAGAUUUGUCAACGAAAACUUUCAUGAGUGAUAAGAGGGCAAGAGAGUUAAUAAUUCAGCUUUUGGAUACAUUGAAUCUGAAAAAUCCUGAAGAUAUAAAAUUUUUAGAGGAUAAUGGUUGGGGUAUAAUUGACGAUAAAUCAGAUGGGAAGUUUAUAAGACGCCCAGUAGAAGGCAUAUUAUUUAUAGUGCGUUCAAGUGAUGUAAUUCCACCUGGAACAGAGAUUGAUCCUCGUUUUUUAUCUAUGGACCCAGAUGAAUCCCCAUAUAUAUUAGAACAUGUAAUUAAAAAAUAUAAUACUAUGUCAUCAGAGUCAACAGAGUCAUCAGAAUCAUCAGAAUAA
Molecule: messenger RNA, 5865 nt
Organism: Cryptosporidium muris RN66
Lineage: Eukaryota; Apicomplexa; Conoidasida; Eucoccidiorida; Cryptosporidiidae
Exons: 1
Coding region: 1-5865 (1954 amino acids)
Source: RefSeq, a predicted model, not a curated record